CUACAGUCAGACCCAAGUUCACUAGCUCGGCACUUCGCAGGCGGCAGGAGGGACCUCGGGGCUCCGCUCUGAACUUUGACUCCCGUCGGUCCUGUCCUCUCCCCGGGGCUGCCCUCGGCUCCCCGCUGCCCCCCCGAGCCUUCCUGCUCGGCCCCGCAGGAUGCAGAUCUCACCCUUGCUGGCUGGUGGACUUUUACUCGCGCUGCUCUCCGUCAGGCUGGAGGCGAAGCCGGCGUCUCAGCUCCCACAGAAGGUACGGCUGGAGCUUUCUCCAGCUCUUCCUCCUUUUCCCGGUCCCGCUCAGAGCCCUGACGGCACACGGGGAGACGCCUCUCGCGGGUCGGCAGCGGCGGCAGCAGCGGCGGCGGCGGCGGCGGCGGCAGCGGGUCCGCCCGAGGCGACGGAGCGGGAGAAAGAGCGGGAGAAGGAGCGGAGCGGCGGCGGCGGCGGCUCGGGGCCGCGGGAGGCGCGGGAGGCGCGGGCCGAGGCGCGGCCGCGGGCGGGCUGGGCGCGGCUGCUGCAGGACCCGCCGGGCCGCCGCCACAAGGGCCUCCACAAGAAGGGCCUGGGCAAGGGCUGCUUCGGGCUCAAGCUGGAUCGCAUCGGCGCCAUGAGCGGCCUCGGGUGCUGAGGGACCCCUGGCGGGCUUUGAAUCCAUAGUCCACUUUUUCCUACCAUGCGUGGCCAGGCACGGCUAUCCCCCAGGCAACACCUAGAGAAGCAGAGACCCCCUUGGAAUGGACAAAAGAUGUGGCUGUGUUUUUCUUUUUGGUACGAGGAGUCAUGGCACCAACUGUUUUGGUUUUGUUAUUUUUUUAACAAGUGCUCUCUAUCUUAUAUAUAUUAUAUAUACAAACACUCACCAAGACAAGGGACAGUGCUUUUCCAAGAGACUGAUGAAGCCAGCUGCAUAACGUUGCUGUUUGUAAAUUCAUGUCAUGCAUAAAUGUAUUUAUGUUGUAAAGCUAUUUAUAUAUUGUUUAUAAAGAGAUAUUUAUAAAAAAAUUAUUUAUGUAACUAAAUGAAAAGUCAAGUAUUGUAACAUUUUUUGUCCUAAGUAGUUGAAAAACUUUAAAAAAAAUCAUUCCGUGUGGCA
Molecule: messenger RNA, 1096 nt
Organism: Sturnus vulgaris (Common starling)
Lineage: Eukaryota; Metazoa; Chordata; Aves; Passeriformes; Sturnidae
Source: RefSeq, a predicted model, not a curated record